This is a messenger RNA of Drosophila biarmipes, 661 nucleotides long. RefSeq names its product V-type proton ATPase subunit F (gene Vha14-2). NCBI's taxonomy places the organism in Eukaryota, Metazoa, Arthropoda, Insecta, Diptera, Drosophilidae. Gene Ontology annotation, biological process: proton transmembrane transport. Gene Ontology annotation, molecular function: proton-transporting ATPase activity, rotational mechanism. The coding region runs from base 70 to 468 and encodes 132 amino acids. Gene Ontology annotation, cellular component: membrane; proton-transporting V-type ATPase, V1 domain. The transcript has 4 exons. The record is from RefSeq and is a predicted model, not a curated record.
AUCAGUGGGCCCGAGCAUUUACUUUCAAGGGUUUGUGUUAAUAGUUACUAGAGCUUCAGAAAUACGAGUAUGUCAUUGCACUCGGAGGAGACUGGAAGUCUCAUGGCCGUGAUCGGUGAUGAGGACACCUGUGUUGGUUUCUUGCUCGGUGGUAUUGGAGAAGUCGGCGAGGAUCGUGAGACCAAUUUUAUGGUCGUGGAGAAGGUAUUGUUCAAAUGUUGUUUCGCAGACACGACUCCCGGGCAGAUUGAGGCGUGCUUCAAGAAGUUCCUGAGGCGGCCAGAUAUAGCCAUCAUUCUGAUCAACCAGGGGUACGCGGACCUGAUCCGCCCCACUGUCGACGCCCACGACCUGGCUGUGCCCACUGUGCUGGAGAUUCCCUCGAAGCAGCAGCCCUACGAGGCCUCCAAGGACUCGAUUCUGAAGCGGGCCCAAAGCGUUUUCAGCCCUCCCGAGAGGCGCUUCUAGCGGCCAAUCAGUUUCGGUAUCGAAGUGUGAGUUUAAUGAAAGAUUUGCAUAGUUCUCGAAUGCAUACCGAAUGCCAAUGCCAGUGCUACAAAGUCGUUUGAAUUGUUCUCGAAAAAGAUACCUACGCAGGCACAAACACACAUCUAUUCACACAAAUUAUGGGGAAAAUAAAGCUUAUACGUACAUCAGGCAA